AACCGAAUCCAAGAAAUUGCCUUCAGUUAGUGAUUUGACUUGAUAAAUCUGCACCAUCAACUGUUGGAGAAAAUCCUCAAGCUUCUCAUCAUGAUAUCCAUUUGGUUGCUUGUCCUACUUGUUGGUCAAUAUGUUGCAAUGGAAAAGUCGCAUCCCCUGCCUCCAACUUCAAGUAUUGGCCCGCCAGUGCGUUCAGCUCGGGCCGGAUUUCGAGGUGAAGAUCCCCCCCACCUUUCAUUGCACGCAGCCGACACGAUCGAUGUAAAAUCAGACGAAGGAUCUUCUUCCAUCGCAGUGCAGCAACCUGGUGAGACCGCAACUGACUAUUAUGGAAGACUGUCCGAACAGCAAAAACAAUACGGGGCGACCACCGGGUCAAAAGUUCCGGCAUAUCAAGUGCAACAAUCCACACGAUUCCCUAUGGCAAUCGCCAUACACGAGGACCGAGCUCUAACUAGAAGCCGUGGUGAUGUUGAUGCCAACUGUUGUGCUAUACUCAUUACUCUCGGGGCUUUGAUCCUCCUAGGUAUCAUCCUCCUGGUCCUCCAUUACGGCUUCCAUGUCCCGUUCGACUCAGGCGAUGGCGGUUAUUACGGAGGCUACAGGGGCUACAGGGGCAGCAGCGGUGGACGUGGUGGAAAGUACGGAUUGUAGUAUACUACCCCAAGCCUACAAACACUUUGGCCAACAAAUCCAAAUGUCAAGGCUUGGAAGUGUUGGUUAAUAUUUACUUUUGAAUCCUACAUCUUAUCUUUCUCCUUUCCUCAAUUUCACAGGCUCGCCAAUCUGUUACAAGUGAUUCCUUUUCUUGUAUCUUUCUCAUGAUUCUUUUUUCUUUUGAAGUUGAGGGCUAUCAUCCUUGCACCGUUCUAUUUUUUUUAAAAUAUCCAUUACUUUAGAUGACUGUUUUGCUGUAUGCUACAAGUGAUUCCAUUUGUUCCAUUCUCCUCGGAUUCCUCAGCGCAUGUUUGUUCUCUCAACGCUUAGCUGAUGACCUCACAAUCUAAUUUCUUUAUCUCUGCUAUUUUCCUAGUUUCCGUUUUGACUUGCACCUGCUUAGCAGGGCACUUGCAAGUUUUUUCUAUGACAAUCUUGGCAGGAGAUGCAGGAACUUGCAUAAUUGAA
Molecule: messenger RNA, 1125 nt
Organism: Puccinia graminis f. sp. tritici CRL 75-36-700-3
Lineage: Eukaryota; Fungi; Basidiomycota; Pucciniomycetes; Pucciniales; Pucciniaceae
Exons: 3
Coding region: 91-654 (187 amino acids)
Source: RefSeq, a predicted model, not a curated record